Messenger RNA from Penaeus vannamei (Pacific white shrimp), 1116 nucleotides. The record is from RefSeq and is a predicted model, not a curated record. NCBI's taxonomy places the organism in Eukaryota, Metazoa, Arthropoda, Malacostraca, Decapoda, Penaeidae.
AUGUGCAGGAACCAGCCCGUGCAACAGUCAGGUGAGUCUCAUGGGUUUUACGUGGAACUCCGCCUCCCUCCCCCCCUGCCGCGCGAAGAGAGUGCCAAGGUGCCCUCGUCCCCCCCGGGGCGGCCGAGGCAGCAGCAGGUGUCUCGUCUGCGCGUCGUGGUCCUGGGAGCCGAGGGCGUCGGCAAGUCGGCUCUGACGGUGCGGUACCUCACCCGCCGGUACAUCAGCGAGUACCGUCGAUCCAUCGAUCUGCUGUACCGUCACACAGUAUGUCUUGAUGACGUCACUUCCGAGGUGGAGAUCCUUGACGUGUCCUUCCGAGAUAGCGAGUACGAGAGCGUCUCUCCCGCGCACACCCGUUGGGGCGAAGGCUUCGUGGUCGUCUAUUCGGUGGACGACCUUAUGUCCUUCCACGAGGCGCGAGUGAUCCUGGACGGCCUGCAGAGGCUGAAGGCGCCGCUCUACGUGCCCGUCAUCCUGCUGGCCAACAAGAGGGACCUCGACCCCGGCAGACAGGUCUCGGUGGAGGAGGGCAGGCGCUGUCCCUGCAACACGGGUGCCAGUUCUACGAGGUGAGUGCCGCCGAGAGCCACGUAGGCGUCACUCUGGCAUUCCAGGCACUGCUCAGGGAGACCCGGUCACUGCAGAUGACCCGCCCGACGCCCCGACAGCGCCGACUCUCCAUCGUGGCCGUCUCCAGGAUCAUUGGCUCCUUAAUUGGCAGAGGAACCGACCCACCCUCGCCCACCCUCAGACCCACCGUCGUCGUCCAGGAACCAGCGGGGAAGCGCGCCCUCAGAAGGAAGGACAAGAAACGACCUUCUUUAAGUCUCUGAGAAGUCGGGGGGAAUGGUGACCUUUUUUGAGAUUUUGAGAGGUCGGGGAAAUAGUGACCUUUUUCAAGCCACCGAGAGGUCGAGGAAAUAACGACCUUUUUCAAGUCGAGAAAAUAACGACCUUUUUCAAGUCGAGAAAAUAACGACCUUUUUCAAGUCGAGAAAAUAACGACCUUUCUCAAGUCGAGAAAAUAACGACCUUUUUCAAGUCGAGAAAAUAACGACCUUUUUCAAGUCGAGAAAUAACGACCUUUUCAAGUCGAGAAAAUAACGACCUUUU